CGCGAGCCGCCGCCGCUCCGGCAGCCGCUCUGGCGCGGCGCCGUGCCGCUUCCGGGCCGGGCCUCGGCCAUGGCGACGCACGCCAGGAAAGCCGUGUACCCGCUGUUCCAGCUGGGCGGCCCGCAGCUGCGGAUCUUCCGGCCCAACUUCUUCAUGCUGGCGGUGCGGCCGGGCGUGCCGCAGCCCGAGGACACCGUCCAGUUCCGCGUCUCCAUGGAAAUGACAAAAGUGGAUAUCAAGAAUUACCUUGAAAAAAUAUACAAUGUGCCGGUAGCUACUGUGAGGACCAGGAUACAGUAUGGGGCAAACAACAAGAGGAAUCACAAAAAUCAGAGAGUGAAGAAGCCAGAUUACAAGGUUGCAUAUGUACAGCUGUUACCCAUCUACAAGGAGGCACUAAGUGAAUUGCUCCUGAAGCUGAGGAGAGAGUUUUCAGUGACUAACCGGAAUGAUGAUCAAGACCUCUGUCUGGACAGCAACCGCUUGCCUUCAAGUGUAGUCUGACUUCCACCUCCACCAUAAAUAGUUAGCUAUAUACGGUUUGCCACGUUUCUUCGAAGAAGUUUUUGGACAGUCUUAACCUGAAUUUCCAGGAAUCUCCUCUCCCUUGUACUUGGAAACUGCUAUUAAGUAGUGCCUUUCUCUUUCCAUCCCCGUAACGCAUCCCAAGGGUCCAGAUGAAAUGCGAAGUCCAGUGAUCCAACACUGAACAUAAGCGGAGCUAAGUAACAUCAAAAGAAAGACGGGGGGAGGAAAGAGUUUAUGACCAGGAGACUGUUGAACAAUGUGGCCUCCUUCAUGUGCAUCCAAUUGUGGUGUCUCUUCCUAGAUCACUUUGGCUUGGAGCUGAAGGACAAAUCCAUGCUGUAUGUGAGCCCUGGCUUUCAAUAUAGUGCCAGUGUGUGGGGCCGCCAUUCAGGAGACCCAGGCUGGAAAUGGAAGCUGAAGAGUAGAUGGCUCUUGGGUGUAUCUGUAUGUGAUCAAGCAGGUCAGAAAAGCAUCUUCUUUUGAAGCCCUCAAAUAAUUGUCCUCUCGUCAACAAUUCUCAGCUAAUAAUGCUUUUCUUUUUGACCCAGUGGGGUGCACUGUGCCAUUUCUCAACAAUGCAUGUAUUUUCUUUCCAUUGAAAUGCUAUGGGGUUACAAUUUUUCAAAUUAAAAACUGAAUGGUCUUGAUUUUUUCUUUUUUUCCCACAUGAACAUUUCUGUUGACUUGCAAAAUCCUUUUCCGUUAAAAGUGUCAGUAGUAGAUUUUUAACCCGUUCUAAGAAACUUCCUUCUGUUAAAAAUUACUGGCGUCCUAAACUCUCUUAAGAACUGUUUGUCCGCAUUUCCCUUGCUGAAAAAUGAUGAUUUCUGGAGUUGUUUUUCUUCCCUUUUCUCCCUUCAGCAUUCUUUUUGUCUCUCUGUAAUUUUCCCCCAUUCCUGUACAGCACUAAACUUUGUGAAGAAUGAUAUUUCUGAACAUGGAAAGUAACAGAAUGGCACAGUAGUUUAGCUGGGAUUAAAGAAAUUAUUUAAGCCAAGCCUGAUCUAUAGGGAGAAGUUUUCUGGAACGAAAGCUGUCAUGCUCCUGCAGCUUUUUCAAGCUUAAUAGCUUUUUAAGUCCAGUGUACAGUUCUACAAGAACUUCUGAAUGGGUCUUGCUCGCUAAUAAAUUCCAAAUAAUUCUUGCCAACUCUUGGGCUUCUUCUCCAUUAGAUUUUUAUUAUAGGAUUUUUUACAUAAUGGGAGCACACAAACAGGAGACUUGGAGCCACAAUUUCAGAGGUCUUUGUUCUGGGGUUGGGAAAUCAGUUUCCAGAUGUGGAUCGUGUUGGUGGUUUUUUCCUUCCUCACCCCCACCCACCCCCCCUUUUGUGUGUAUGUAUGUCUGUCUUUCUCUUUUUGCCAGGAGUGUGAGAGAGAAAUUAAGAUGAUGAAUGAAAUAAUGAAAAUAAUAAAAUAACAAUGGUCAAAA
Molecule: messenger RNA, 1959 nt
Organism: Columba livia (rock pigeon)
Lineage: Eukaryota; Metazoa; Chordata; Aves; Columbiformes; Columbidae
Gene: MRPL23
Product: mitochondrial ribosomal protein L23
Exons: 6
Coding region: 70-504 (144 amino acids)
Biological process (GO): mitochondrial translation
Cellular component (GO): mitochondrial large ribosomal subunit; ribosome
Molecular function (GO): structural constituent of ribosome
Source: RefSeq, a predicted model, not a curated record